AGAAAGAAAGAAACGGUCAGGUAGGAGAAGAAAAAUAGACUUUCUGUGACUGUAUGCUCUUGAAAUCUCCCGCAGGUUCUAAGCAGGGCAAAAUGGGGUCUCGAAAGUGUGGAAGCUGCCUAAGUUGUCUGCUGAUUCCGCUGGCACUUUGGAGUAUAAUUGUGAACAUAUUACUGUAUUUCCCAAAUGGGCAAACUUCCUAUGCAUCCAGCAAUAAACUCACCAACUACGUGUGGUAUUUUGAAGGAAUCUGUUUCUCAGGCGUCAUGAUGCUUAUAGUAACAACAGUUCUUCUGGUACUGGAGAAUAAUAACAAAUAUAAAUGUUGCCAGAGUGAAAACUGCGGCAAAAAAUAUGUGACACUGCUGUCAAUUAUCUUUUCUUCCCUUGGAAUUGCCUUUUCUGGAUACUGCCUGGUCAUCUCUGCCUUGGGCCUUGUCCAGGGCCCAUAUUGCCGCACCCUCGGUGGCUGGGAGUAUGCUUUUGAAGGCACUGCUGGACGUUUCCUUACAGAUUCCAGCAUAUGGAUUCAGUGCCUGGAACCUGCACAUGUUGUGGAGUGGAACAUCAUUUUAUUUUCCAUUCUUAUAAGCCUCAGUGGGCUUCAAGUGAUCAUCUGCCUCAUCAGAGUAGUCAUUCAAUUAUCCAAGAUACUGUGUGGAAGCUAUUCAGUGAUCAUCCAGCCUGGAAUCAUUUGAAUAAGGACAAAAGUGUUUUCCAUUAUCAAGACACAGCCAUCUAUCUAGAUCUUAUGCCAACUGCGUAGACUUGAGGACAAUAUUGAAAUGAUGGUGCUUUUUCCAUUUGGUGUUUAUUUGUGAAAUUUGCAGUCCUCACUGCACGUGCAAGUAUGCCACCCCUCCUCUAUUUAGAAUGCUUUUUUAAGUAAUGUUGUAUAUCACAUGACCCUCAUGCUGUGGGCCAUUAGGAACUUCAGAAAUACUUAUACCCUUUGAUCAAACAAAUCCAUUUCUAAAAAUUUAUAUUAGGGAAGUAAAUAAGAAUAUGAGAGAAGAAUUUAUGCAAAUAUGUAUGUUGCAACAUUAUUUAAUAUUAGAAACACUCCAAAAUUCUAAACUUAGAGGAAGGUAUAAGAGUGGGAAAUACUGUGAACGCUUUCUGAUAUUAAAAAAUUAAAUAAAAAAUAAAGAGUG
This is a messenger RNA of Cebus imitator (Panamanian white-faced capuchin), 1154 nucleotides long. RefSeq names its product transmembrane 4 L six family member 18 (gene TM4SF18). The coding region runs from base 54 to 698 and encodes 214 amino acids. The transcript has 5 exons. NCBI's taxonomy places the organism in Eukaryota, Metazoa, Chordata, Mammalia, Primates, Cebidae. The record is from RefSeq and is a predicted model, not a curated record. Gene Ontology annotation, cellular component: membrane.